AUGGCGACAAGCCUGUCACAUUUCAUUGAAGAAAGGGGGUGGAUACCGACCUUAUUUAUUAGUCCUUACUUAGCAAAAUUCGCCUCUCCAUCGACGCCGAAUUUCCCAUCUCACACACUCGCUCUCUCAACCGCCUUCCGUGUCUCGCGCUAUAGCUUCGAGCGCAUGCGCGUGGUUGUUCGGACGCGCUUGGUGAGCACGCCAUCACUUGAGUUAGAAUUUGAUUUGAGUUUACGCGCAUCAAAUUACACGGUAGCUAUCUAUCUAUCUAUCUAUCUAUCUAUCUAUCUAUCUAUCUAUCUAUCUAUCUAUCUAUAUAUAUCUAUCUAUCUAUCUAUCUAUCUAUCUAUCUAUCUAUCUAUCUAUCUAUUUUAUUUCCGUCUGUUCCUAUCUAUCUAUCUAUCUAUCUAUCUAUCUAUCUAUCUAGUAUUUCCGUCUGUCCCUAUCUAUCUAUCUAUCUAUCUAUCUAUUGUACGAUAUAUAACACUAUCUAUCUAUCUAUCUAUCUAUCUAUCUAAUUCGCGUAUUGUCUCACUUUUUUCUUUCUUUCUUUCCUUUCUUUCUUCAAAACCGUCCUUUUUUCUUUUUUCAAAACCGUUUCCUUUUUCUCUCUUUCCUUUUCUUCACUUUCUUUUCUUUCUUUUUUCUUUCUUUCUUUCUUUCUUUCUUUCUUUCUUUCUUUCUUUUUUCUUUCUUUCUUUCUUUCUUUUUCUUUCUUUCUUUCUUUCUUUCCUUUCUUUCUUUCUUUUUUUCUUUCUUUUCUUUCUUUCUUUCUUUCUUUCUUUUUUCUUUUCUUUCUUUCUUUCUUUCUUUUCUUUUUUUCUUUCUUUCUUUUCUUUCUUUUUUUCUUUCUUUUCUUUUUCUUUUUUUUUCUUUCUUUCUUUCUUUCUUUCUUUCUUUCUUUCUUUCUUUUCUUUUCUUUCUUUCUUUUCUUUCUUUCUUUCUUUUCCUUUUUCUUUCUUUCUUUUUUUUCUUUCUUUCUUUUCUUUCUUUCUUUCUUUUUUUUUUUCUUUCUUUUUUCUCUCUCUAUUUUUCUUAUCUUUUUUUUCUCUCCUACAUUGUUUUUAUUUUUCCUUCUUGAAGUUUUUUUUCUUUCUACACCAGAAGAUAGGAAAAUGUGCUUUAGCCUUAUGCUGUUUCUCUCUCCAUAUCUAUCUAUCUAUCUAUCUAUCUAUCUAUCUAUCUAUCUAUCUAUCUAUCUAUCUAUCUAUCUAUCCUUCCUCUUGUCUCGAAUCUAUGCUGACAGUAACAUUAAUGGCUUUUCUGUCCAUUACCAGUGUUGAAAAAUACCACUGCUGUUCUCGAUUCGGCUUCAGUUUUUUUCUAUCUAUCUAUCUAUCUAUCUAUCUAUCUAUCUAUCUAUCUAUCUUAGUUUAUUCAAUAUCUAUCUAUCUAUCUAUCAACUUCAGUAUAUAUUGGACGCGGAUGUAG
This is a messenger RNA of Acanthosepion pharaonis, 1431 nucleotides long. The record is from the annotation of a GenBank genome assembly. Lineage: Eukaryota; Metazoa; Mollusca; Cephalopoda; Sepiida; Sepiidae.